AUUAGAGUUUAGCGUUGUCAAGAUAGUCAGAGAUAAACUCAAACGGAAGAACGAUAAUCCGUGUUAUUACUAUCACUUUAUGGUUAUUACACAUAAGUUGAUGAUAAGUCAAGAGUUAAUUCAGAACAUUUAAUUAUUAAAAAAAUCAAUACUUAUACAACGAGUUUUAUUCUUAUUGUUGUUUCUCAAAAGCAAUCGUCAUGUCGAAAGUGUCAUUUUCAACAUUAGCUUAUUGCAAGAUUGUAGCCCAUGCAGCCAAAUAUCCACAUUGUGAAGUGAACGGGCUACUUAUUGCAGACGCUCCUGCAAAAGGUGACAAGUUAGUGAUCAUUGAUUCCGUUCCCCUGUUUCAUCAAUGUCUUCAUGUAUCACCAAUGUCUGAAAUCGCACUUAUGCAAAUCGAUCAAAUUGCCAACACAUGUAAUAUGUACAUUGCUGGUUAUUAUUUGGCUAACGAAACGUUGGACGAUUUGAGUUACGAUAAACCAGCCCAUAAAAUAAUGGAUAAGAUAGCUGAACACGAGACAGAUAUAUGCAUGGUUGUGAUCAACAAUAGAUUAAUGGAAAUAAAUCAAAAGGAGAACGCUUUAGUAGUACAUAAACAUGAAGAAGGAAAAUGGAAACGUUGUUCCAGUGUGCAAAUAGAAAAUGGUACUUUGGCAGCGGCAUCAGCAAUUCUUCAACAGCAGUCAUAUAAAAGUUUGAUAGAUUACGACAACCAUUUAGACAACUUGUCUUUAGAUUGGUUUAAUACAGAAUUCGCAAAUUUAGUUCAAAGAACUUCAGGACAAGAUACUGGUCGGAUGCUAACAAUUAAUAAAUCAAUUUCUUGACAAUUGCAUUGGGAUGAGGAAAUGAAACAAAUCAAAUUUUGAUAUAUUCAUUUAGAGUAUUAAUUUUUUUAGUUAAAUUCUUAAACAUUUAAAUAUACACAUAUAAUUGUUUGUUUAAAUGUAUCGUUUAUGUUUCCAAUAAUUGUUUUAUUUAAAAUUUUUGUGUAUGAUUUAAUUCUAUAUAAAUUUUAAUCUAAGUAAAAUUUAAAUUUAAGUUAAAAAUAAACUUUAAUUGAGCUAAGAGCUACUAAGUUUUUGAGAUUACACUAAUAGACCAACAUAAUGCAAAGGGCAAUAUCUUGAAAUUGUUUUUAUAGUUUUCUCAGUUCAUGUCAUAUGUGAUGUAUUAAGCGAAAAGAGACUUUUUGUCGGCAUUAUCCAAAAUUGAGUUAGUGCUAAUUACUGAAUGUUGAUUGAUUUUUGAACAAUUUAAGACUCGGUAAAUCUUUGUGGCUAAAAAUUGACUUGAGUUAUUUCUUUUUGAAGUUGGUAAAUAAGAAUACUUUGUUAUCUUAUAACAAAUAUUUUUCUCAAAAUCUAAGUGGCCGACAGAGGUCCCUUUUCGCUUUCUGCUCACAUAUUUAAAUACAUUAUUUUGCAAUUUUUUUUCAAUAAAUUUUGUAUGGGUUUUAAAUAUUGA
Adelges cooleyi (spruce gall adelgid) is the source of this 1473-nucleotide messenger RNA. It is a transcript of the gene EMC8-9, whose product is annotated as ER membrane protein complex subunit 8/9 homolog. The transcript is spliced from 4 exons. Lineage: Eukaryota; Metazoa; Arthropoda; Insecta; Hemiptera; Adelgidae. The record is from RefSeq and is a predicted model, not a curated record. Gene Ontology annotation, cellular component: EMC complex. Bases 201 to 833 code for a protein of 210 amino acids.